Molecule: messenger RNA, 1299 nt
Organism: Lodderomyces elongisporus
Lineage: Eukaryota; Fungi; Ascomycota; Pichiomycetes; Serinales; Debaryomycetaceae
Gene: FAD3
Product: Fad3p
Exons: 1
Coding region: 1-1299 (432 amino acids)
Biological process (GO): unsaturated fatty acid biosynthetic process
Molecular function (GO): oxidoreductase activity
Source: RefSeq, a predicted model, not a curated record
AUGAGUGUUGUUGAAGCUACCAGCAGUUCUGGCGUGGAUUUCCCAUCCACCGGUUCAACUGUGAAAAGAACAGGUAAUGUUGCAACUUUGGAUAAUACCACAUCUUCAAAUUUGCAAACUAUAGACACUAAUGGCAAGGUAUUCAAAGUUCCUGACUACACCAUCAAGGAAAUCUUACAGGCCAUCCCAAAACACUGCUACGAAAGAUCUUUGAUUAGAUCAUUGGGGUAUGUCGCAAGAGACAUCACAAUGAUGUGCAUUAUUAGCUAUGCUGGCCACUCCUUGAUUCCCCAGCUUAGUAUUGCAGGCCAUGAAACCGUGUCUACUAUUGCCAGAGGUGCUUUGUGGAUGCUCCAAUCCUAUGCAAUGGGAUUGUUUGGCUUUGGCUUAUGGAUCUUGGCCCACGAGUGUGGCCAUGGCGCAUUCUCAGACUAUACAAAUGUCAAUGAUUUUAUCGGUUGGAUUUUGCAUUCAUACUUGAUUGUUCCUUACUUUUCAUGGAAAUUCAGCCACAGCAAACACCACAAGGCCACAGGCCACUUGACCAAAGAUAUGGUGUUUGUUCCAUACACCAAACAAGAAUACUUGGAAAAAAACAAGGCUGAGAAACUUGCCGAUAUCAUGGAAGAAAGUCCUAUUUGGUCCUUUGCAACUUUGGUUUUCCAACAGUUGGGAGGCUUGCAAUUAUACUUGGCCACAAAUGCCACUGGACAACCAUACCCUGGAUUCUCAUGGUUUGCCAAGUCCCACUAUGCGCCAGCUUCACCAGUAUUUGACAAGCACCAAUAUUGGUACAUUGUCUUGUCGGAUAUCGGAAUCAUUGCCGCAUUCACUGUUGUCUACCAAUGGUACAAGACUUUUGGGCUUUUCAACAUGAUGAUCAAUUGGUUUGUGCCAUGGUUGUGGGUCAACCACUGGUUGGUAUUUGUCACAUUUUUGCAACACACUGACCCAACAAUGCCACAUUAUACAGCUAAAGAAUGGACUUUUGCUCGUGGUGCAGCAGCUACUAUUGAUCGUGAUUUCGGCUUUAUUGGCCAACACAUUUUCCAUGACAUUAUUGAGACCCACGUGUUGCACCAUUACGUGUCAAGAAUCCCAUUCUACAAUGCAAGAGAAGCUACAGAUGCGAUUAGAAAAGUCAUGGGCGAACACUACAGAUAUGAAGGCGAGAAUAUGUGGUUUAGUUUAUGGAAAUGUAUUAGAAUGUGUCAAUUUGUUGAUGAUGAUUCCGAAGAUGCAAAAGGUGUCAUGAUGUUUAGAAAUGUUAAUGGGUUGGGAGUCAAGCCAAAGGAUUAG